This is a messenger RNA of Trichomycterus rosablanca, 1078 nucleotides long. RefSeq lists its product as uncharacterized. The transcript has 5 exons. The record is from RefSeq and is a predicted model, not a curated record. The coding region runs from base 66 to 854 and encodes 262 amino acids. Lineage: Eukaryota; Metazoa; Chordata; Actinopteri; Siluriformes; Trichomycteridae.
UAGUCGGAGCCUCAGAACACUUCAGCUCAGUCUGAGUUUGGACUUGAAGCAGAGCAGCUGGAACAAUGUCUUGUCUCUUGUGGUUUGGGUCGCGGUUCCGCCGGAGCCGACGGCCCGACGUGAACCCUGACAACCCCGAGGAAGAGCAGGAGAACGUGAGGAACGGCGAAGCUGAGAGACCGAAGACACGAAGCAAACGGAUGAAAAACUGGAGGAUGAUUUUUAGGAAGAAGAAGAAGAGGGAGACGGAGGUGGAGGUGGAAGAAGAAGCAGGAGAGAGCAGUGCAGAGCAGGGGCCGUCCUGGGUCGAACACAGAGACGCCGCCGAACUGCUCCCGGCUCCAGCGGAGAACGAAGAAAAUCCUGCUGGUGGAGAGGAAGCCACCAACUCCGUGCCGGACGGAGCUGAGAAGGUCGUCGACCAGCGUCAGGCAGAUAAUGAGAUCCUGAAGGAGACGGACGAGACGGAGGACCAGGACGUCAAAGAGCUGGUGAACGUCCAGAAAGUGGAGAGCAAGCGCAUCACCGAGCUGACAGAGAACACGCUGAAUGACUUGGUGGCGUCUUGCAGCGAGCUUGAGGAUAAGAUUUUAAAGCUGAUGAAGAAAGCUGAAGCUGCUGAAGCCAGGGUGAUGGAGUGUAAUCGAGAAGAGGCUAAUGCCUUCGCUCAUGAAGAAUAUGGAGGAAUGCUGGUGAUGAGAGAGGAAGUCGGGGAUAUCAAUGACAUCAUGGUUAGAAGCGCCGGUGAUAGAGGACUGAGCUCGGGCGAGGGUUUAUGCAGAGCUGUCAGGCCCUUCUGGCAUGACAGUAGCCUGCUGUUCCCCAGACACGCCAGGAGAAGGGACGGGAUUUAGGAGGAGGAGAAGAGGAGCUCCGGAGACAGAUUUCAGAGUGGCUAAUCCACCUACUGACAUGUUUCUCCAGCUUUCGCUUUAAACCAACAGAAGCAGGGUCUGGUGGAGGAAGCUGGUGUAAAGGAGAGUCGGGGGCUAAGAAGAACAGACGAGCAGAAGAACUUCGGAGGUGAAGACGCUUCUGAAGAACAUCAGCCCAAACACUAAUAAAGCACUGCAGCUCA